Molecule: messenger RNA, 1863 nt
Organism: Closterium sp. NIES-65
Lineage: Eukaryota; Viridiplantae; Streptophyta; Zygnematophyceae; Desmidiales; Closteriaceae
Source: the annotation of a GenBank genome assembly
AUGGCCAUGCUCUCUCCCGCAUUCUGCACUACCCUCUCUCCCUCGCCGCCCCGCACCCGCUCACUUCCCCCGUCCUCUCCCCCCAAUCCUCCCCGCGCGCAGAUGGCGGUGACGGCGGACAGGGCGCGCGAGGAGGGCGUGGACACGGGCAAAAGCGGCGACGGGGGAGGGGGGGCGGCAGGAGGGCGGACGUGCCUGGUGCAGGGGUACCUGCUGAAGCGGUCAGAAACGCUGCACCUGUGGAACCAGCGCUGGUUCGUGCUGGACCCCACCACUGCGCGCAUGGAGUACCGCAUGCAGCGCAGCGACGUGUACCCACGCGGGCAUAUCGUGUUCGACGCCGACAGCACCAUCACCGUCUCGCCCCUCAACUUCCAUGGAGCCAAGCAAUACGACGGCUGCUGCUUCUACGUGGGCACGGCGGGCAAGAAGGAGUACUUCCUGUGCGCGGAGACGCCAGAGGCCGCCAGGGCGUGGGUCGUCACCAUCAGGGCGGCAGCACAAGUGUUGAGGGCGCACCGAGCGGCCGUCAGUCUGCUGGGAACCGCCUCCGGCCCUGCUGUCUCCGGGGCAGUGGCAGCGGCAACGGCAGCAGCAGUGGAGGCGGCGGGGCAGGCGCAGAGGAACGUGGCGGUGGCGAAUGAGAGGGCGCUGCAGCACGGCGCUGCCACCGCCUUCUUCUCCCUGGCUGCCCCCUCCCCCCUGCAAGCCGCCGCUCUCACUCCCACCAGUAUCGCUGCUGCUGCUGCCGCCACCACCGCUGCUGCUGCUGCUGGCGCUGGCGCUAGUGGGAGUCCACAUGCAGCUGUGGGGAAUGGGCGUGGGGGUGGUGGCGGGGUGGAGGGCGGUGCUGUAGCACCCUCUGGGGACAGCGUGCACCUGCUCAAGGUGAUUGCCCUCCACAGUGCAGAGAUGCGCGCUUGGGAAGGUGCAUGUUCAUGUGAGGAAGGAACCCAUGCGUUCCAUGCAUGCGUGGGGCCCGCUGCACCCGAGACGCUGCGGGUGAAGGACGAGGAGAUCCAUGCGCUCGCCGUGGCGCUGCGCGAGCGCGACUCCGCCAUCGCUGACCUCACCCGUCGCCUCCAAGACGCUGCCGCCGCCGCUGAUGCCGCCGCGGCAGCAGCAGCGCAGGCAGCAAGGGAGCGGAACGAGGUGCGCGCGGCUGCAGGCAAGCUGUGCGACGACCUGGAGGCGCGGUUUGAGCGGUCGGAGCAGCAGCAGGCGGGCAGCAAGGCGGGGCGCGUGGCAGCGGAACAGGAGGCGGAGCGGGCGCGGGCGCAGGUGGCGCAGCUGCAGGUGGCGCUGGCGGAGGCGAUGGCACGCGGCGAUAGGGAGGAGGCUGGCAGGCGGGCAGCAGAGGGGGAGAUGCUGCAGUGGAAGGCCGAGGCAGAGAGGUUGGUGAGUGCAGGGCUGGCAUCACUCGCGCCCUCGUGUCCAUCCGCCACGACCACUGCCACUGCAGCACGCACCCAAGCAGGCACAGAGCCUCCAUCCGCUUGCGCACCUGCCACACCCGCGCCAUGGCUGCCCUCCCUGCCACCUGUGUCUUAUACCACAAGUGCAUGCGCCGUGCCUGCCGAGGACCCGCACCCUGCCCCACUCACUGCCCUGCACACUCCACCCACCGUAACAGCUGUGCCUUUACUGCCAGUAGCAGCUGAAGCAGCGGCAGCGGCAGCAGGAGGAGGGGGAGCGGCUUUGUCUGAUGCUCCAGCAACAGGUGAUGGGAACUCUGACGCUGACACUGCUACACUUGCUGCUGCUGCUGUGGGCGAAGCAAGUGCAGCAGAUGCUGCCGCGAAGGCAUUUGGACAUGUUAGCACCACUGAUGCUGCUCUUGGUGUUGGCUCUACCAAGUAUUGA